AUGACCUUCCUUGGUAAAGUGAUACAUGUGUCUGUUGACCUUGUUCUCGUAUCGACGUGUUUGGCCGGAAUCAAACGAAAUACUGGAUUAGCCUUCAAAUUGGAAACGAUUGAGAACCAAACAGCAAGAGACUAUUCCCGCAGGUACCUAAAAAUGGGGGAGUCUGUCUACGAUUAUUCCGUGGCCUCAUGUGGAUCCUCCAGCUACUUUGAAAGAAAAUGA
Messenger RNA from Naumovozyma castellii, 222 nucleotides. It is a transcript of the gene ATG44, whose product is annotated as mitofissin. The record is from RefSeq and is a predicted model, not a curated record. The transcript has 2 exons. The coding region runs from base 1 to 222 and encodes 73 amino acids. NCBI's taxonomy places the organism in Eukaryota, Fungi, Ascomycota, Saccharomycetes, Saccharomycetales, Saccharomycetaceae.